Molecule: messenger RNA, 2668 nt
Organism: Nasonia vitripennis (jewel wasp)
Lineage: Eukaryota; Metazoa; Arthropoda; Insecta; Hymenoptera; Pteromalidae
Gene: Atg4a
Product: autophagy-specific gene 4
Molecular function (GO): protein-phosphatidylethanolamide deconjugating activity
Source: RefSeq, marked validated
GGUCGUUCCUCGCACGAUCUCGAGUAUUGCGUUUGCUUUGCUUUCCGUAUGUCUAGUCCACGUCUCUCUGAAUCGUACAAAGAAUCAAAGAUAAAAGCCAGUCGUAUAGUUGUAACUCGUCUACUGCACAACGCGGAGCUAUAGACGAUAAUCCCACGAAAUCGCCCUCGAAAAUGAGAAAUCAGUGAUGGAAUGAGGUGAUAAAAGAACGAAACGAGCAUUGCAACUGCACCAAAGUCGAGAAGCAUUGUCGGAGCGUGGAAAAUGAUGCAUCAGUAAUUGGAGCAGUUCACGUCUUCGAAAUUUCGGAUUUUGGGAAAUGAUUCACGGCAAUCAGCUCGUUCAACACAUGGGCGAGAAAAGUUCGUCAAUAUUUUGAAUACGAAAAUCGGAAAUCGCUGCUGCACUUCAGACACUGCAAGACUGAUAAGUUAUUAUCAAGAAGUAACCAAGAAAGAAGACACUCCAGCAACAUAAGAAAGUGGCUGUCAACACAGAAGGAUAUAUCAACAAAUUUCAUCGAAUAACCAGUGGUUGUUUAACUAAGAGUGCAUUGUUUGGUGUCAAACAAAAUUAACCGCAAUCAGCCUAUUCGUAAUGCGUUGACAGCCCAUCUGCAUCUCAUAUGCUCUGGAGGAGCUUGAUUGCAGACAGUUCAAAUAAAUGAAAUUCUUGAUUUUUUAAUCUUCAAGUACACAGUGCAUAAUCCAAUGUUUUCUAACUUGUUCAAGUGUUCUGGUGUAAUUAUUCCACAUGAGACGUUAAUAAGUCUGCCCGAAUUGAUAUAUACAAGGAUUGCUAUUAUGGAUAAUUUGUUCACGCAAAAUUCAGAUGAAAGUGAAGAUAUACCACAAACCGAAAAUUCAGUAUGGGUAUUAGGUAAAAAAUAUAACGCCAAAAAAGAUAUAGAUGCUAUCCGCAGGGAUAUUAGGUCAAGACUGUGGUUUACCUACAGAAAAGGAUUUGUUCCUAUUGGAGGAUUUGGUUCUACAUUUACUUCUGACAAAGGAUGGGGCUGCAUGUUAAGAUGUGGUCAAAUGGUACUGGGUCAAGCUUUAAUUUCUUUACACUUGGGCAGAGAUUGGAGAUGGACACCAGAAACAAGAAGUAGUACCUAUCUAAACAUUUUAAGGAGAUUUGAAGAUAGAAGAGCUGCUCCAUAUUCAAUUCAUCAAAUAGCGUUAAUGGGAGCAUCUGAAGGAAAAGAUGUGGGACAGUGGUUUGGUCCCAACACUAUUGCCCAAGUAUUAAAAAAGUUGGUUGUAUAUGAUGAUUGGAGUUCUAUUACGAUUCAUGUUGCUCUAGAUAAUACAUUGGUUGUAAAUGAUGUUGUACAACAAUGCCGCGUGGAAGGAGCGACAACAGCAGAAGUAGACGGAGAGAAACCAUUAAAAGCACCCAGCCAAUGGAAACCACUACUGCUUUUGAUACCAUUAAGAUUAGGAUUAAACGAAAUAAAUCCUAUAUAUAUUAACGGUCUUAAGACUUCUUUUCAAUUUCCUCAAUCUCUAGGUCUAAUAGGAGGGAAACCAAGUCAUGCUCUAUAUUUCAUAGGAUAUGUUGGUGAUGAAGUCAUAUUCCUAGAUCCUCAUACCACUCAAAGAGCUGGCAGUGUGGAUCAAAAGUCUGAUGAUAAUGAAGCAGAAGUAGAUGCUACUUACCACUGUAAAAUUGCUAGCCGUAUACCAAUAACAGGGAUGGAUCCAUCUGUUGCACUGUGUUUCUUCUGUGCCACUGAAAAAGAUUUCAUGUCUUUAUGCAGGCUAAUGCAAGAUGAACUUAUUGGGAAUGAAAAACAACCCUUAUUUGAAUUAUGUCAAGAAAGACCAGCAAGCUGGUCUCCAGCUGAAGAUGUUGCAGCAGAAGCUCUAGGAGCUACAGCAUCAACAUGGCCCGCAUCCGAUGAAGGUUUUGAGUUACUUGGUUGACAAUCAACAGAUUUAUAAAUUAAAAAAUAUCUUGCUGUUCAGUACGAAAGUGAUUGUACUAUUCUAUUAAUUUGUUACCUUAUGAAAUUAUUGCAAAUAGUAAUAGUAAUAGUUUUAGUGGGAUGAAAAAAAUAAUAAAUUUUAAUAGAAAAACGAAAUAAAAUUUUAUCGUCUAUGACAUAACGACACGUUGUUUUUAAAAGAUUCAGACAGUUAAUAACCACUGUAAAGGAAAAAAUGCUUAAUUUUUAUAAAAUACGAAUUGUUGAACUAUUUUUGAGUUUAGAGAACAGCAUAUUGAUGAUGAAAAUUUAUCUUGAUUUGCAAAUGUUUUAAUUAACUGUGUAUAUAUUUCUUAUACUUAAAUAUUUUAAUGCAUAAUACAUUUAUCUUUAAUAUGAUAUUUAUGAAAACUGUAAGCUUCAUAUAAUACAAAAACUGGAUUAUUGUACACUCCAUCAGAAAUUGUCUCACGCAAAUAAAUUUGUAUUUUAUUGUAAAGUAUAUCGUACAUCAUAUUAUUGAGAAACACAUUAUCUUUUUUUUAUACUUAGUGAAAUUCUAAUUGUUGCUUCAAUGAUGUUUGCUAAAGUAAAUUUAAUUGUAUAUAUAAUAAACUAUUAUUACAAAAGAAAUUUUCUACUUUCCAUUAAUGGAUAGAGAUCAUUAAAAAGAAAACAAAUGAUGAUGCGUUUAUCUUGUGAUUGUGAUUUUGUAUGAUAAUAAUAAACGAAAAGUUA